UGUUUCUCCUUAGUGAAUUGAGCGAUUUUAGGUGAGAAAUUCGAAGAGCAAAAAUGGCUUGGUGCGCCGCCGCAAGAGGUCUACAUUUUCCUGCUAACAACGUCAUUUCACUACAUACUCGAUCUCCGGUCGUUGUCGGCGGCGGCCUUGGUUUCGCAUCGAUUGCUGGCUCGAGCAUCCUCCGAUGGUCUCCUACCUCCGUUCAAUCGAAGCCAUUUGCUUCCCUAAACAUUUCAACAGAUGCCAGUUUAAAGGAGGCUGUUAAAACAGAGAAGGCUCCUGCAGCUUUAGGACCAUAUUCACAGGCCAUCAAAGCCAAUAACUUUCUUUUUGUCUCUGGUGUACUUGGUCUCAUUCCAGAGACUGGGAAGUUUGUUUCUGAAGGCAUAGAGGAACAAACAGAACAGGUGAUGAAGAACAUGGGGGAGAUACUGAAAGCAGGUGGCGCAGACUAUUCCUCUGUAGUUAAAACUACAAUUAUGUUGGCGGACUUGAAUGAUUUCAAAAAAGUUAAUGAAAUCUAUGCUAAAUAUUUCCCCUCUCCUGCACCUGCACGAUCAACAUAUCAAGUAGCGGCAUUGCCACUGAAUGCCAGAAUUGAGAUUGAGUGUAUAGCAGCACUCUAAAAGUUGUCUCUAAAUCUAUGAGAAUAACUUUGACUCAUCAAUAAGGUGGAAACUAGUAAGUUUAAAUAGUUGAGUGUCCAUAAGAUCAAAUGCGCUUAACUUAUCGGGAGAAGCUAGUGUCUAUAAGAUCCAAUGAGCUUUAGGACUCGGGGGCUUCUGUUUGCCAGUUAUCUGCAUUGUCAGUUAUUUGUGUGAAUUUUAACAUUUGAAGUGAUUUUGUAAAAGACUUGGAGUUAGAUAUGGCAACUUCAAUCCACUCCGAAGGUUGAGGCUUAUUUGAAAACACUUUUUUUUU
Messenger RNA from Impatiens glandulifera, 921 nucleotides. Its product is annotated as reactive Intermediate Deaminase A, chloroplastic. The transcript has 6 exons. The record is from RefSeq and is a predicted model, not a curated record. NCBI's taxonomy places the organism in Eukaryota, Viridiplantae, Streptophyta, Magnoliopsida, Ericales, Balsaminaceae. Gene Ontology annotation, cellular component: cytosol. Bases 54 to 626 code for a protein of 190 amino acids. Gene Ontology annotation, molecular function: deaminase activity.